Rodentolepis nana is the source of this 912-nucleotide messenger RNA. NCBI's taxonomy places the organism in Eukaryota, Metazoa, Platyhelminthes, Cestoda, Cyclophyllidea, Hymenolepididae. The record is from the annotation of a GenBank genome assembly.
AUGCUGAAAUCAUCUCCGAUUCUCAGAAAUUCAAUUUUUCACUUCUCAUUUUCUGCCUUCUCCUGUGUUCCCCUCAUUGGUCUAGAGAUUCACGCACAACUCACGAGUUCUCGCUCCAAAGCCUUCUCUCCUGUCCAAUACGCCUUUGCUGCACCACCGAAUACACAAGUUCAUCAUUUUGAUGCUGCCUUACCCGGUUCUUUGCCUAUUCUGAAUCAAAAUUGUUUUGAAUGGGCAAUAAUUGCAGGUUUGGGAUUGAAUUGUCAUAUCAAUCUAAUUUCUAAAUUUGAUCGUAAACAUUACUUCUACGCGGACUCGCCAGCGGGUUUUCAAAUCACUCAACAUGACUUUCCAGUUGCUGAAAAUGGCUGGUUAGAAUAUAUCUGGAAAGCGCCGGAGUUAAAGUCCAUACCUCAGGUCAGCAAAGCGAAAAUCCGUCGAAUUCAACUUGAACAGGAUACUGGAAAAAGUCUGCAUGAUGAGAAGUCCUCUCGAAGUCUAAUUGAUCUUAACAGAGCUGGUGUAGCACUAAUUGAAAUAGUGACAGAUCCGGUUUUCACCAUGAGUUGUCAGGCAGCAGCAUUUGUAGAUGAAUUAGCCUCUCUACUGCGGCAUUUACGGGUCUGUUCGUCAAAUAUGUCUACAGGCGAAAUGAGAGUUGAUGUCAAUGUCUCUAUAGGCCCUUCUGUCUCUCAACAAGGACCAGUUGUGGAGAUCAAAAAUGUCAAUAGCCUUCGUGCCAUUCGCCAUGCUAUUGAUUAUGAGAUCCAUCGUCAACGAAAAAUCUGUCAAUCAGGUGGAAAAGUAAUCAAUGAGACGCGUUCUUUUGAUGUUAAGACUGUAUCAAUGAGGGAUAAGGAAGUCCUUCAAGACUAUCGUUUUUUGCCAGAACCCAACCUGCCACCUGUUCGG